This is a messenger RNA of Sceloporus undulatus (fence lizard), 2059 nucleotides long. RefSeq names its product cell division cycle 42 (gene CDC42). Gene Ontology annotation, cellular component: dendritic spine. Gene Ontology annotation, biological process: small GTPase-mediated signal transduction; modification of synaptic structure. The record is from RefSeq and is a predicted model, not a curated record. The coding region runs from base 192 to 767 and encodes 191 amino acids. Gene Ontology annotation, molecular function: GTP binding; GTPase activity. NCBI's taxonomy places the organism in Eukaryota, Metazoa, Chordata, Lepidosauria, Squamata, Phrynosomatidae. The transcript has 6 exons.
CCUUUGCAGGGAGCGCGAUGACGUAACCGCGCACGUACGUAUCGACGUCUGCCCUUGCUGCCGAGUGGAGGAGACCCCGGAGCGAGCUGCCAACGCCCGGCGGACGAGAAGCAGAAGAGCAGAGGCUCCGAAAAGAAGGAAGGAAGAGGAGAAGAUCAAUCUUCGACUUGACCCAGUAGCCGAUCUUCACUAUGCAGACUAUUAAGUGUGUAGUUGUGGGCGAUGGAGCCGUCGGUAAAACAUGUCUUCUAAUUUCUUACACGACAAAUAAAUUCCCAUCUGAAUAUGUACCAACGGUUUUCGAUAACUAUGCUGUAACUGUGAUGAUCGGUGGAGAGCCAUAUACCUUAGGCCUGUUUGACACAGCAGGGCAGGAAGAUUAUGACAGGUUACGGCCUCUCAGCUAUCCCCAGACAGACGUGUUUCUGGUCUGCUUCUCGGUGGUCUCGCCAUCUUCGUUUGAAAAUGUGAAAGAAAAGUGGGUACCUGAAAUCACUCACCACUGUCCAAAGACCCCCUUUUUGCUUGUUGGGACCCAGAUUGAUCUCAGAGAUGACCCCUCCACAAUUGAGAAACUUGCCAAGAAUAAGCAGAAGCCUAUCACUCCUGAGACUGCUGAGAAACUGGCGCGGGACUUGAAGGCUGUCAAAUACGUGGAAUGCUCUGCACUCACGCAGAAAGGCCUAAAGAAUGUAUUUGACGAGGCGAUAUUGGCCGCCCUGGAGCCUCCGGAGCCGAAGAAGAGCCGCAGGUGUGUGCUGCUAUGAACGUCCUUUUCGCGGCCCCUUCUGCAAAGCUGGCGUUGAUGUCAUACUAAAAAGCAAUGUCAAAAUCAAACUAAAGAUUCAGAUUUUUCCCCCCAAUUUGUUAUUUUUUUUUGUUGCAAUAAUGACAAAUGCCGCGCACCCUCUUCCCAUGCGCUCCCCUGUCUGAGAUGCAAAUGUUAGUGCUCUUCUCCAUUGCCCUUCGGUUAAACUAAUUUCUUUUUUAAGAAAAAGAAUAAUAUUGUAUUUCAAACCAACACUGAUCAAUACUAGGGUUUUUGUUUUGUUGACUGUUUAAUUUUUUUGUUUGGUUUUUAAAAUUCAGGCAUGCUUGUGGGGAUUUCCUCCCCGCUAUAUAACAGACUAAUUUUCAGGCCCUGACCCAUCACUGCUAGCCUGGCAUGACUUGGAUUCUUUGGGCUUAUGGGGCCGGCUUGCAGUCUGAGGGUGAGCAGGUUUCAGUCCUUGGAACAGAUUCUGGAAUUGAAAAACGCCCCAAACUGGUGCUUCUUUGAAGAGGAAUGUAGUGCCCCUUUCUGAUCUGCAUCUCCUCCGAAGUUGCCUUGGAUCUGUUUUCCUCUGUUUCCUCCAAGGAGGUCAGACCUUCCUAUCUUGCCCUUUCUAAGAACGAAACGAAAACGAGCCCUUUGUCUGUGUUUUCAGCCAAAAGCUUUUGUGUGUGUGUGCGUGUGUGUAUGAAAGAGACACACAAACCCCUACAUAAAUCCCACCCCAUCAGUUGCUACUUUUCGGUCUGUAGUUUUCAAGAACACGAAAACGUUAGCCAUUAAACAACCGGCCCCUUCUCUUGGCAAUAGAGGCGUCUGAUGAUCGGCGGCAUGAGUUGAUCUAUUUUGAAAUCUAUCCACAUGGCCUUCACCUGUUAAUGGGAGUUUUGAAGUUUAAGAAGCUGACUUGUGUCACAAAUGUGGUUCAGUGUUCCCUUUGAAGAGAAAGGGAAUCAGAUGUGCCUCAGGAACAUACAAAAAAGGUAUGGAGGGGAAAGAUGUUUGAACCUGGCACCUUGGGGGACUGAUGGAGGACGGACCCCAAAAUGCGAUAGCGCCUCUGGCCUCUAGGGUUGUUGCUCAGUGUAGCAGAUCAUGCGAGGGUCUCUGACCCCAGUGUUAGUAGGGAUCUUAACAGAAUUAUACUCCAGCUUAAUAUUUCUUGAUCUUCCCUGACUCUUUAAUUCUUGUAGACCUGUUAGUGUUGAACCGAUGCUUCCCCCCAUGUCUUAAGUUCUUUGUAUAUGCAUUUUUUUCAAAUGUAUUAAACAUAAAGUAUCUUCACAA